Nerophis lumbriciformis (worm pipefish) is the source of this 1856-nucleotide messenger RNA. RefSeq lists its product as uncharacterized. Gene Ontology annotation, cellular component: nucleus. Gene Ontology annotation, molecular function: RNA polymerase II cis-regulatory region sequence-specific DNA binding; DNA-binding transcription factor activity, RNA polymerase II-specific. The record is from RefSeq and is a predicted model, not a curated record. Gene Ontology annotation, biological process: epidermal cell differentiation; regulation of transcription by RNA polymerase II. NCBI's taxonomy places the organism in Eukaryota, Metazoa, Chordata, Actinopteri, Syngnathiformes, Syngnathidae.
GUGUCUUCCGGUAUCGAUCUGCCCGGUUUGAGGAGGAAGUAACAACAUUAGAUUCAUCUCUUUUUGCAGUCAAAAGCUUUCAAUCCGGGUAUUUUCUAGCUGCAUAUAUAAACUAGUAACUAAGAAGAAAAAGCCGGAAGUCAGAAAAGUGCAAGUCAUGUAUGACAACCAAAAGCUGCGAGCGUUGAUGGAGCAGCGACUUCAUUCUGUCGUGGAAGAAAUAUUUGGACUGUUUGAAAGAACCAUAGCACAGUACGAGGAGGAACUUUCUAGGACUAAAAUGGAGAAAGAUCGACAACAAGAAUUACUGGAUACUGUUCUCAAAUCCCAACUUUCGCGACAUCGAUCAGACUUCCAGCAGGUGCAAGAGGAGGAGGAGGAAAAAGAGAUUCCAUCAGAACAACAGGAGUGGAGCUCCUGUGUGGGGCAGGAAGAGUCAGAUGUUCUCCACAUUAAAGAAGAAGAGGAGAAACUGUGGGAGCCGCUUCGAGGGCUGAAGGAAGAUGGAGAUCACAAUCAAAGUGAGGAGGCAAGACAAGCGUGGCCCCUAACUCAACAAAUAACAGAAGCCGAUGAAGAUAUAAACUCAGAACCAGACAGCGUCUUUGCUCCACUGUCGGACAUGGACGACAUGAUGUCAGACUCUUCAGUGACCAAUCACAGCGAUGACACCAACAAACAUUUGGAGACUAAUCAGAACUCUAAAGGUGAUAUGAGUCAUCAAGGUGAGAAAAGAUUUGAACCAAAAAUAAGUGUGAAGCGCCACAUGGCCGGACACUUGGAAGAAGAGAAACAGUUUGUUUGCUCAGUUUGUCCUAAAACGUUUGCCUCCAACAAGUAUUUGAAAAGACACAUGAUGAUACAUACAAAGGAGAGAUACCCUUCCUGUUCAGUUUGUGGCAAAAGAUUCCGAGACACGUUUGAAAUAAAAGAGCACAUGAACAAACACACUGGUGAGAGACCUUUCACCUGCUCACUUUGCAAGAAAAGCUUCAGCCGUCGAGCAACACUCAGAUCACAUUUGAAAAAAUGCCAUGGAGGGAAGAAACAUUGGAUGUCCAGCGACCCACAGAUGACAGCAGAAAACGAUGGAAUGCACUGUGGAAGUUCAUAGACAGCAACUGUCAGGCAAGAGCGACAUGAUACCACGCUAUUCUGCCACCGAUCACGACGACGACAAAGAACCGUUGGAGUGUAAAAAAAGUACUCUAAAUGCGAUAUGAGUCAUCACAAUACUCUGACUGCCCUGAAAUCAGUUGAUUCAAAAGUAUUUUUGCAAAACCACAUGAGAAAACCCAGUGGGAAGAAAAGUUUUGCUUGCUUGGUUUGUGCCUGAGAAAUGUACAAGACGGUAUGUUAUGAUACUCGUACACUGGGGAGAAACUGUUCCCUUGCAAUGUGAGCCAUGUAAGAUCCACUUUUAAGGCUUUUGUUAAGCGAUACCUGUGUAUAGGUGACCAAAACCCCCCUGCGCUUAAAAAAAAAAAAGAAGUUUUAUUUACAUUAUACGUUGCAACUGUACAUGCUUUAAAUAAUCAAAUGGGUAUGCUUGUUCUUAUGCUUUCUGAGCUCACUAUGUUCACUGCUCGCUUUACAUAUCCUACCAAGUCAGACCGACACUGUUUCAAUGUCCAUUUCUCAGAUGAUAUAAUUGUUGAUGACUGAAGUGCUGAUAUCAACCAAACCUAAACCCCCCGCCCCAACCCCCUCCACAUCCCACCCCCCGGAUUGUAAAUGUUAAUAAUUCAAUGUAUAUACUCUGAUGAUUAACUUGUGUGAUGACUGUAUUAUGUGGAUAGUAUAUAUUUGUACCAUGAAUUGAUUAACGUGGACCCCGAUUAAACAAGUUGAGAAAC